Messenger RNA from Chara braunii, 1389 nucleotides. The record is from the annotation of a GenBank genome assembly. NCBI's taxonomy places the organism in Eukaryota, Viridiplantae, Streptophyta, Charophyceae, Charales, Characeae.
CGACGGGGGGGGUUUGGACGUGCGGAUCCUCGCUGUUGAUUCGUGGUCUGCGGUCUUCUGCACUUCGCGACGGGCGGAUCCUCGGUAACGUUUAUGGCGAUAGCGUCGGAGGGGAUGGACAUGCGUCAUGCGCUAUCGAAGGCGGAGAGGACUGCGGUGGCAGCGGCCGUGAGCGCCGUCCUCUUCCGGUGCCAGUUGGAGAGGGGCGAGGGGAGGAUGAGAGCGGCCAUUCGCGCGCGGCGGAAACCGACGCUGCAGUCGCCGGUCUGUGGGGGCCGACGACAGCGCUGCCAUUUGCGACGCCGUGCUGCAGGUGUGCUACGCCAUGGGGUGUGGAGCGUUCCCCAGAGCGAUGCCCAGAUGGUGGAUGAAGCAACGUACAGGCGGCACGUGGGAGGAUCUCCGGCUGUGCGACGAUGCGACGACGGACUACUUCAGGGAGAAGCUACGAAUGUCGCCACGUGUAUUCCGAGAGAUAACGGAAGCUCUGUCUCCCUUCCUCGAGCGACAUGUUCCGGGUUGGUGGCGGUGCGGGAUGUGACUGCGGCGUUGCUCAGUGCGUUCCCUGACAAGAUCUCGUGGCCGACGGGUCUGCAGAAGGCGGUCGUCUUGCGCGCUUUCGCUGACAAGGGUUUCCCCAACUGCCAUGGGUGCAUCGACUGCACCCACAUCUUCAUCGACAAGCCUGCGAAUUGCCCCGGGGAGGACUACUACGGUAGGAAACGGCGUUUCUCCGUGCAGGCACAGGUCAUCGUGGAUUUGAACUUGCGCGUGUUGGAUGUGUUCGUCGGUUACCCGGGAAGUUGCCACGACGUCAGGAUCGUCCAUCUGUCCAGUUUAUGGGCACGCACGGAGGCGGGAGAGCUUUUCACCAGCCCACCAAGCAUGCUGCCUUUCGGUGUGCGGACAGACGGAUAUCUGCUGGGGGACAACGGGUACCCGCCCUCCAAAUGGGUUGUCGUCCCUUACGGCGGUGUAUCCCAAAACCCUGUGGAGAUGCGCUUCGAUAACAAGCAGAAGACGGCGAGGGGCGCAGUGGAGAGGGGUUUUGGCAGACUGAAGGGGAUGUGGAGGUUGUUCCUUCGAUCCCACAAGACGAACAUGGAGACGUUGCCGCAGCAGUUCGUCGCCGUCUGCAUUCUCCACAACAUACUCAUCGACGCGGGCAUCCCGUUUGACGACAAUCUGCUCUGGGAGGUCGGGCCGGAUGGUGUUCGUCGCAGGGUGGAUCUUGGGAUGGAUCGUCCCGUGAGGCAGAUGUGCAUGGAGUCCUCCACAGGGGAUGCCCGCAUUCUACGUGACGCACUGGCUGAGGGAAUGGCGGCACAGUGAAGACGGCGAGGCGAGCGGAGGGAUCGGCCUUGAUGGCGUGGCUGAGGCGAUUAAACG